AUGAUUUAUGCGAAGGCCUACCCCAUUGCUCGCAUCCAUGAAAACAAAGACGAGGAGAACAUUGAGCGGAUUAUCAGUGAUGGCGUAGCAAUUUACGACGCGAAAAUGGCCUCACCCGCGUUUUUCGUCACCAUCGGAUGGAUCACCGCGUCUACUAAACGACUAUCGUGCAGUUAA
This is a messenger RNA of Peronospora matthiolae, 177 nucleotides long. The record is from the annotation of a GenBank genome assembly. Lineage: Eukaryota; Oomycota; Peronosporomycetes; Peronosporales; Peronosporaceae.